Messenger RNA from Thyridium curvatum, 3237 nucleotides. RefSeq lists its product as uncharacterized. The transcript has 3 exons. Gene Ontology annotation, molecular function: AMP deaminase activity. NCBI's taxonomy places the organism in Eukaryota, Fungi, Ascomycota, Sordariomycetes, Thyridiales, Thyridiaceae. The record is from RefSeq and is a predicted model, not a curated record. Gene Ontology annotation, biological process: AMP metabolic process; IMP salvage. Bases 1 to 3237 code for a protein of 1078 amino acids. Gene Ontology annotation, cellular component: cytosol.
AUGGCUGAUGAGCGAUCACUCUCCUGCGAUUCGACGUCGUUGUCGAGUUCACAUCAACCUAUAACUGCCACGCCAAAGACACCAAUGGAUCACGACUCGGACGACGGCUAUGAGGACCCCAGGACCAUGGAGUACUCUGAGGAGGAAGAGCUAGACGAGGACAAGCACAAGUCCGGGUCUACCCCUACACCAGACGCAAAUGGCGAUGACGAGCUGGCCAUGCAGGAGGGUAUGCUGCCCAGAGAUCUACCAAAGCGCACGGCGUUCUACGACCCGGUCGCAGAGCGCCAGAUGACGCAGACCGAUGCCAAGCUGUUCUACCAGCGGAGUCAGCUCGACUUGAACAAGCUCGCAAGUGCCCUGCCGCAGGCCAGCCCUCCAGGAAGCCCCGUCGCCUCGUCUAGGGGAGGGCAUGAGGGUAGCUCAUAUGGCCAAUUGCCGCCUGCAUAUGAUCUAGACCCGAGCGCUCGCGUGUCUUCAUUUGCGCAGCGAUUCCCAGAGCACUACGGCCAACUGGCCUACGAGCACGGUUCUGAGCUGAAUAAGAGGGACAGUAGUCACUUUGCACCCGAGGCGGCGCGCCCUCAACCCGGCCUGCCGUCGCGAUCGGGUACUCUGCCCGUCGACACGGCUGCUGGGCUCGCGGAUCCCGCUGCCCAGGCUCAAUACAUGACCAUUGCUGCGCCGACUGGCAUUGGCAGUAGCGAGUACCUUGAUGCCGAUCCUCAGAUCACCUCGGAGCUUGGCAAUAUUUUCAAGAAUGUGCAAAAGAUCCUAGAUAUUCGACACAAGUACAUUAGACUGUCCCUCCAGGGACCGACUGAUAACCCUAAAGAUGACCCAAGCUGGAGCAUCUACCCGCCUCCUCCUGAACCGGCUUGGGUCGCGGAACACGAGACGCUCAUGCACGGGACCCGAGCCCAAAACAGCGUCACCAAUAGCUUGGCUAACAGCACUGUCCUGCCGGAGCAGAAUGCCCAUCCAUCACCUGACCACAAGGGUGAUCGGCCGCCGCUCGAGCCCGAGCUCAACAAGGCGCCAAAGCAGAGGCGCAAGCCGGGUGAAGACAUAGGCUCUGACUUUGACAUGGAAGAUCUCCUCCCUCUUCCUGGACCAAGCGAGAUGUCAUACAAUCAGGACAAGACUGGCGUGUACCAGGUCUAUGAGAAUGAAAGAGAGGGAUGCCCGCCCGUCAUCACAGUGCCCACGCUCAAGGAGUUCUACAUGGAUCUCGAGGCCAUUACCUCUGUCUGUGCGGAUGGUCCAAGCAAGAGCUUUGCGUACCGCCGCCUCCAAUAUCUCGAGGGCAAGUUCAAUUUGUACACUCUCUUGAACGAGUACCAGGAGACCGCCGAGAGCAAGAAGGUGCCCCAUCGAGACUUCUACAAUGUGCGAAAAGUGGACACUCACGUUCACCACUCGGCCUGCAUGAACCAGAAGCACUUGCUGCGCUUCAUCAAGAGCAAGAUGAAGAAAUGCCCGGACGAGACUGUGCUUUAUCGAGAUGACAAGCACCUGACACUUGCCGAAGUAUUUGAAAGUAUCAACCUGACGGCAUACGACUUGAGUAUCGAUACACUGGAUAUGCAUGCGCACACCGACUCUUUCCACCGCUUCGACAAGUUCAACCUCAAGUACAAUCCCAUCGGAGAGUCCCGACUGAGGACCAUCUUCUUGAAGACGGACAAUCUCAUCCAGGGUCGGUAUCUCGCUGAGAUCACAAAGGAAGUCAUCUCGGAUCUAGAGUCGAGUAAGUAUCAGAUGGUGGAGUGGCGGAUCUCGAUCUAUGGAAAGUCACUGGACGAGUGGGACAAGCUCGCCGCCUGGGUAGUCGACAACAAGCUGUUCUCCCACAACGUGCGGUGGCUCAUUCAAAUCCCACGACUAUUUGAUGUGUACAAGGCUAGUGGCCUCAUGGACACAUUCGAACAGGUCGUCAAGAACAUCUUCCAGCCUCUAUUCGAGGUAACAAAGGACCCUUCCAGCCACCCAAAGCUCCAUGUGUUCCUGCAGAGGGUCAUUGGGUUCGACAGCGUGGAUGACGAGAGCAAGGUGGAAAGACGCCUUUUCAAGAAGUAUCCGGUGCCAAGCGCGUGGGAUUCAAAGCAGAAUCCUCCCUACAGCUACUGGCAAUACUACCUCUUCGCGAACAUGGUUACGCUCAACUUCUGGCGCAAACAGCGCAACUUCAAUACCUUUGUGCUCAGACCGCACUGUGGAGAGGCGGGCGAUAGCGAGCAUCUGGCUGUGGCAGCCAUGUGCUGCCACAGUAUCAGCCACGGCCUACUCCUUCGCAAAGUGCCGCUUCUGCAGUAUGUGUUCUACCUGGAGCAGAUCGGCAUCGCCAUGUCGCCGCUGAGCAACAACGCCCUGUUCCUGGCGUACGAGCGCAACCCCUUCCACCAGUACUUCAAGCGCGGCCUCAACGUCUCGCUCUCGACCGACGACCCGCUGCAGUUCGCCUUUACCAAGGAGCCGCUCAUAGAAGAGUACGCGGUGGCAGCGCAGAUCUACAAGCUGGGGUCGGUGGAUAUGUGCGAGCUGGCCAAGAACUCGGUCAAGCAGAGUGGCUACGAGUUCUCCGUCAAGCAGCAGUGGCUGGGGCCCACCUUCCACCUCCCCGGUGCGAGCGGCAAUCUUAUGGUGAAGACCAACGUGCCUGACAGGAGGGAGAACUUCAGGUACCAGACGCUCAUGGAGGAGCGACAGAUGGUCGAACGUUACACCAAUGAAGGUAGACCACACUCGGUUGCGGCCACGGCUGCGCCAGAGAGCGCCAAGAUACUGCCCAUGUCUCCCGCGUUGUCAGUCAAGACGGGCGCCACUGCGAGCUAUAGUGCUCUUCCGCAGGCAGCUGCCCGCCUGCCCGCCUCGCAGCAGCAGCAGUCGCAGGAAGCGACAACUACGAGCAACAAUAGCCCGUACAUGGGGCCCGUCUCCACGACCACGUCGUCGCAGAUACUGCCGGGCGCCAGCGUGGUGGCCUCUCCGCUUUCGAGUGGCGUGGUCAACAACAACAACCCUAGCAGAGAGGGCUCGUCUACCUGGCCGCAGCUGGACGGCAGCAACACGCACCUGUCCGGAGACGAGCCGCGGUACUUCCCGGGCGUGGUGAGCAGGACGCAGAGGAGGCAGAGCUCGCUGCACGAGUCUGACGAGGGGGCUGGCCGUCCAGGCGGGUUGAGGAAGACGACGACGAGGGAUACGGUCAUCUCGGGUAGGGACUCGGAUGCGUAG